This is a messenger RNA of Amphimedon queenslandica, 1114 nucleotides long. RefSeq names its product nurim-like. The record is from RefSeq and is a predicted model, not a curated record. NCBI's taxonomy places the organism in Eukaryota, Metazoa, Porifera, Demospongiae, Haplosclerida, Niphatidae. The transcript is spliced from 4 exons. Gene Ontology annotation, cellular component: nuclear membrane. Bases 55 to 927 code for a protein of 290 amino acids.
ACUAGCUUUUACAUCACGUGAUAGGUUUCCUAGCCUGGGAUCUCUGUGGUAAAAAUGGCAGACAGUGAAGAGGAAUUUGAUGAUUUAACAGUACAUCAAGCUUCACCUGACCAAGGACUGGGUCUGCAGGAGGAAGAAGAGGAGGGACGGGAAUAUGGGACAGUUCAAAGGAACCAUUUUGUUUCUUCUCUCUCUUUCUUCAUUGAAAUCAUAGUGACACUUAUACUUUACAUUUAUGUUCUUGUUUCAUUUCUGAGACACCUCGUACUGCCAGCCUCCUUCACUCCAUUAGUGGUUCAUCAGUAUCGCAGUGAUAACAAUGUCACUGAUGUGAAUGCUUUGAUGAAGGACAUUGGUUUUAAUGGACUCCUAAUGUUCAUAUUUGUUCUCCAGCAUUCUUUUAUGCAUUGGCUAAACAUUGAUGCUGUUCUCCACAAAUUGAACAUGGGCCCUUUCUCUCGUGCCCUCUACACCAUUACUACCUGCAUCGUACUAGAAUUUAUUCACUGGCUAUGGAGACCCAUCCCAUACCAGCUGUGGCACUGUCCCGAUGACUCUACCCUCUUUCUUAGCAUCGUGGGAACCAUCCACACCAUAAGCUGGUGCUCUAUGGCAUUGUCACUCUUCACUGUAGACUAUCUUGAACUACUAGGAAUUAAACAACUAUAUUGUCAUUAUAAAGGUCUUGAAUCUCCCUUAUCGUCGAAAUCAGAGGAUCACAAGGGGCUGUAUAGUCACAUGCGUCACCCUGUCCUCCUUUGUCCCAUUAUUGUCCUCUGGGCCGUACCCACCAUGACAUACGACCGUCUACUGGUCGCCGUAAUGAUUCCAUUGUACUUGAUAUGGGGCAGCAAGUUAAAUGAAAAUGAUGUCUUUUAUGUUAGGGAGAUGUUCAAGGAAAAGAAAAUGUCACUAAAAUAUAACUGAUGACUAUAAAAUAUUCCUUUAUUAUAAUUAUUAUCAUAAUUUUAUGUAGAGUAGUGUUCCUUUUUUCAAUUGUUCUUUAUUUCUUUCUUCCUUCCUUAUAAUUGCUCUUUUAGUUUUGAUUCAUUCCUUUUCUCUCUCUUUAUCUUUUGUACACACAAAUUCCAUCAUUCACUCACUAAUAAUUUAA